Messenger RNA from Drosophila ananassae, 174 nucleotides. RefSeq lists its product as uncharacterized. The transcript has a single exon. Lineage: Eukaryota; Metazoa; Arthropoda; Insecta; Diptera; Drosophilidae. The coding region runs from base 1 to 126 and encodes 41 amino acids. The record is from RefSeq and is a predicted model, not a curated record.
AUGCAGCUACUCCCUUUGCUCGUGAUGCUGGCUUUGGUCAUCUGCGCCGCUUGCAAGAACCACGAGGAUUAUCCAGGACACCGACCAGGAGACUACGAACCAAGGCCUUACUCAAGACCAUUUUAAUUUUAAAGGACCUAUCCAAAUGUAUCAAUGAUUAAACUUUGAAUCGAA